AUGGGUGAUAUUGUUAAUGAUAAGCCAGUGCUGUAUUCUUACUGGAGGAGUUCUUGUUCCUGGCGAGUGAGGAUUGCAUUAAAUCUUAAAGAGAUCCCAUAUGAUAUAAAAGCUGUUAGUCUGAUUAAGGGAGGCGGAGAACAGCAUUGUAAUGAAUAUAGAGAGGUGAACCCGAUGGAACAAGUACCCUCACUUGUUAUCGAUGGGCAUACAUUAAUUGAAUCUCUAAGCAUAAUGCAUUAUUUAGAAGAAACAAGACCACAGCGACCACUUAUGCCUCAAGAUUGUUUUAAAAGAGCUAAAGUUCGAGAAAUUUGUGAGAUUAUAGCAUCAUCAAUACAACCUCUGCAGAAUUUAAUAGUCCUCAUAUAUGUGGGUGAAGAUAAAAAGAAGGAAUGGGCCCAGCAUUGGAUCAUGCGAGGGUUUAGAGCCAUUGAGAAGUUACUCUCGACUUGUGCGGGGAAAUACUGUGUUGGUGAUGAGAUCACACUCGCCGACUGCUGUCUUGUGCCUCAAGUGUUUAAUGCACGAAGAUUUCAUGUGGAUCUCCGUCCGUUCCCAAUAAUACUUCGUAUAGAUCGUGAGUUGGAGAAUCACCCGGCAUUCCGAGCAGCUCAUCCAUCAUCACAACCUGACUGCCCGCCAGAAGUCGCCAAGUGA
Messenger RNA from Danaus chrysippus (African queen), 660 nucleotides. The record is from the annotation of a GenBank genome assembly. Lineage: Eukaryota; Metazoa; Arthropoda; Insecta; Lepidoptera; Nymphalidae.